Molecule: messenger RNA, 2157 nt
Organism: Brassica napus (rape)
Lineage: Eukaryota; Viridiplantae; Streptophyta; Magnoliopsida; Brassicales; Brassicaceae
Product: meiosis-specific protein ASY2-like
Exons: 5
Coding region: 1-2157 (718 amino acids)
Source: RefSeq, a predicted model, not a curated record
AUGACCUCGAUAACCGACAUGAAAGAUGGUACUUACUCGGUGAAGAUGCGACCGAACUGCAAUGUGUGUGCCGGUCAUCCGAAUAAGAUGAAGAACUGGCAGCGCUCCUACUUCUUCCUUAAGUCCGACAGCUCGGCCUUCGAGGAGCCUCCCCAAGAUGAUUAUCGAGUUCUUUGGAACCGUUCUUGCGUUGGCCAUCCUACCUCCCCAGUUUAUCCCGAAGAUUUCUUGAGGAGUGUUCGCGCCGUCGCUCUGCUUCGAAUCUAUCGUUGGUCCGAGAUCUCCGUCGAGAAGAUCCGAGAGUGGAGAUCCGAUCUUCCGACCGUUCUUCCCAUUCGCGCUAAGCGACUGGACAUCUUCCCGAGAGACAUCCAAAAACAAAUUACCGAGGCGAAGAAGAUGGGUACUCUUCCUGAACUGAGCGCAAUAAUAGCGGCUCAGCUGGGGCUGACUAGCGGGGAAGGAUCCUCAACGGCGGUUCCCCGUUCUAACGAGGUUUUCCCUUCUGAUGCCAGAAGUGCGGGGAAGGGCAAGAAAAGGAAAAGAGGCGAUGGCUCGGGAGCCGAGAGGAGUACUGAGGAGACGAGUGAUGUCCCUCCUUCCAGUGAGCCCCGGAAGAAGAACAAGAAGAAAAGGACAAAGAAGAAGUCCGCCGGCGAGCAGUUGGAAGAUGCUGACGAGCGGAUCGAGCAAGAGGAGGAGGAUGCUCGAGAAGAAGAAAUUCAGCCCGAAGAGGGGGGGGUUCUGAGGCAGAAGCCUCGGAGGGACGGAAUGACGAGGAGGGAGAGGGGAAAUGACGAAGACGAUGAUGAGAGGCGGUCUCCUGUUCUGACGUCUCCUCGCGAGAGAACUCCAGUUCCCGUCGGAGGAGGGGCCGUCCAGACCGGUACUUCUUCCCGUGGCACCGCUAUCCUAAGGAGGGCACCCGGAUUCAGCUUUCCCGACAAGGUCGACUUCCACUAUGAGGGACCGGCUCCCUUAGUGUACGUUCCAGAGAAAUGUGGGGAGUUUCUCUGUCAACUAAGAGGGAGGGCGAAACCUCUUCCCGCUGUGAAGGACCUUAUCUUCGGGGGUGAAUACGAAGAAGCUGCAAGGGCCAAACUGCUGGGUGAUAGCACGAUGAAUGUCGUGAUUGAUAAAUACGACACGGCCCUUAAAGGAGCCUUGGAGGAGCUCGAGCUGGCCAAGAAAGAGUUUGCUGAGAAGGAAGAGGUUUCUGCUCGUCAACUGAACGAGUCAAGGGCCAAUCUGCAGAAGCUCAACGGGAUGAUGACCCGCACCGUUGCUCGACGCGAUGAGUUUAAAGCCGCGCUGGAGUCGUCUCGAAGAACCAUCUGCGAGCUUGAACAGAAGAAUGCUGACCUCGAGAGCGAGAGGGCUUCGCUCGCUGCCACGCACGAGCGAGAGAUGAAACGCCUGAGAGACUCCAGAAUCUUGGAGGUGACGAGAGAAAGGGGGAUAGUUGAGGCGGAAAUGACCGCCAAGGCUAGUCGUUGCUUCGCCAAGAUUCGUUCUCGAGAGGAGUGUCAGGGUCCUUACGAUGAGGCUCGGUUACUUUACAGCCAAGCCUUUGGGACUAGGAAGUGCCUCGAGGCCUUGAAAGGAGCCGGGAACGACAUACCGCAAGCCUCUAUUGAUAUGUUCGUCGAGUACGAGAGAAAGUACAAACAAGAGGCUGAGCAGCUGAAGGUUGGUGAUAUCCCUGAAAGCGAUUUUAGACUCUCUCCUCUCGUGUUGGAGUCUCAGUUCGUGGAUGCUCGGAUUCUGGCGGGUCUCGACCCGUAUGGUUCCAACGCUGGCUUAAUUGACCCGGAGACCGCGGUGAAUCUGCGUGUCUCGUCUACUCAUCCGGUCGGAGAAAGGCGCGAGGAACCGACGCUUCCUAUCGAAAACCCUUCGACUGUUCUUGAGGAAGGAGUGCCUGGUCGAGGAGCUCGAGUUGAUGGAAAUAACGUUCCUGUCCUCGUGCUUUCGGACACUUCAGUCGAGGGUCGCGAUUCGCCACCUCCAGAAGAGUCUCGUCGGGACGGCGAGGAAAACACUGGCGAGGUGUCGGAGGAUGUUGCGGUGCAAGUCUCUCCGAUUGCCCGCGAAUCGAGCGUCAGGGCUUCGGAGCUUUCCGCCCUUAAUGAUCGCGACAGUGAUCGGGAAGCUUAG